AAUCGCAAUCGUAAUCGGAAACGGUUAUGGCGCGAUAAAGCGUGAUAAGAUACGAUAUGUAAGGCGCCGGACAGCAGCACAACACACGCACCUGAACCUAAAGAGGAACCUCUCGCCAGUUGCUGUAGAACGUGCAAAGCGUUUGGACCCCGCCAUAGACAUCCGACAUUCCGGAGAAAGCAGAGCGCUUAUCAGCGGACGGACGGACGGACGGACCUUUCAUUAUGGAGCGCUCGAGCACACAAUUCGAUAAAUAUACGAAAAUAUGGAGUGGACCGAGGCCGCAAAGCUUUUUCGAUGCAGAUUGCUCGAUUGGUAAAAUACUGUUUGCAUUUAUGCGAAAUCAUCCAUCGAAUUUGUGUCAGAUCUCCGAUACAGAGGGCACUGCCUUGACCAACGGAGAGGCCAUCUCCUUUGGCAUUCGGAUUGCCCAGCAGCUGAAAGCCUUGGGCCUCAAGCAGGACGAUGUGGUGGGUGUGGCAGGCACAAAUACCACAUAUCUAAUGCCAGUGGUGCUGGGUUGCCUUCUGAACGGCACACCCUUCCAUGCCGUGAGUCCUUGGCAUGACGAGGACACCCUCAAGCACUUGUUCUCCAUCACGCGGCCUAGGAUCAUCUUUUGUGAUGGUCUCGUGUAUCCUCGCAUCAGCAUCAUUUCCAGGAUGUUCAAGAGUCAUGUGUACACCCUCAAGGAUCAUCGUUUGGGCAUCCCUAGGGUGGAGGAUCUGCUGGAACCCACCAAGGCAGAGCUUUAUUAUGUUCCCGAACCGCUGCUCUUGGGUGGCGAUCAAACGGUGGCCAUUCUGUGCACUUCGGGCACGACAGGACUCCCCAAGGCAGUGACCAUAACCAAUGCAGCUUGUCUAUUUGAUUUUGGCUUUGUCACGGGCCAGGAUGUUCUGUUAUCCUUCAGCACCAUCGACUGGUCCGCUGGCAUGUUUCAGAUGCUCUUCAGCGCCUGUCAUGGCUCCACGCGCAUAAUCACAGAUCGCGCCUACACCCCCGAAUAUCUCCUGCAGUUGGUGGAAAAGUACAAGGUCACGCUCCUCACAUUGGUGCCACAGCAGGUGGCGUCUCUCAUUAAGGCUCCAACGUUGAGCAAACAGCGACUCGCGACCAUUCGUUUCAUCAGCAUUGGCGGUGGCAAUUGCUAUGUGGCGAAUGUCCUUAAGAUGCAGGAAUAUCUCCUCAAUGGACAGAUAUCCUAUGGCUAUGCUCUCACGGAAACCGGGGGCGUUUCAGCCAAUAUGGGCGUGGCAAAGCCAUCAUCUGUGGGCAGAAUUGUGCCAGGGGUGAGGGUGAAAAUACUGGACGACGCUGGCCGCAGUUUGGGGCAUGGCGAGACGGGUGAGAUCCUCCUGCACAAUGGCAAGCAAUGGAAUGGCUACUAUGGCAACCCCAACGAAUCGAAGCGGAUGCAGGACUAUCAGGGCUGGUUCCACACCGGUGACAUGGGCUACUUUGAUGAUGAGAACUACCUGCACAUCGUGGAGCGUAAGAACGAGAUGCUGCGCUUCCAUGGGGCCCAGUAUUGCCCCCACGAACUGGAGCAAGUUAUUGCCGAACUGCCGGAUGUGAUCGAAGCCUGUGUCUUCGGUCUGUGGAACGAUGUGGAUGGCGAUCCAGCGGCCGCUGCUGUCGUAAAGAUACCUGGCAGUCGCUUGAGCGAAAUGGACAUUGUACAGUAUGUGGCCAAGCGACUGGUCGUCACCCACAAGCAGCUUCACUGUGGCGUCUUUUUCCUCACGGAACUGCCAAAGACGGGCAGUGGCAAGGUCCUGCGGCAGCAGGCACGCGACCAGGCUCUCGGGAAAAAGUGGUCCGACUACGGCAAUGGCCACUAGAUCCAUUCAAAUAGUUUAAGAAUUCUGUUAGGCUUAAAAAAUGACUCACACAGUCAGUAUUUAAUUCCAUGCGCGGGCAAAAGAUACAACCAAAUAAAUU
Messenger RNA from Drosophila obscura, 1944 nucleotides. It is a transcript of the gene Acsx4, whose product is annotated as 4-coumarate-CoA ligase 1. The coding region runs from base 225 to 1844 and encodes 539 amino acids. Gene Ontology annotation, biological process: fatty-acyl-CoA biosynthetic process; long-chain fatty acid metabolic process. The record is from RefSeq and is a predicted model, not a curated record. NCBI's taxonomy places the organism in Eukaryota, Metazoa, Arthropoda, Insecta, Diptera, Drosophilidae. The transcript is spliced from 4 exons. Gene Ontology annotation, molecular function: long-chain fatty acid-CoA ligase activity.